UCGCAGUGUGCAGUCCGUGGUUCUUCAUGACACGCGCGUCUGCAUCUACACCGGACGCACGAGGACUAUAUAACUCACAAAACGACACUUCAACCGACCCGGACAAGCGUACAGUACUGCGUUAAUAACAGAGGGUGAUGCCAACAUCUGAAGAUCCUCUGUGUCACCGUCACCACAACCCGAAACCCGAUCCGACCGGGUCUGCCUUCAUCCGACUGCUGUGUUUGGAGCGGACGAUGUGAAGACAUUCGCGUUCAACCGAGCGAUGCGUUUCUCGCGUCCGUGCCAGCUGACGGGGACGCGUUCGAAUCCAUGACAUCAGUUAUACGGGGAAAUAAUUUUUAAAAGAGAUUUUGAGAAUACGAAUAAAGUGAAUACACCGACAUCUGCAACUAAAGAUUUAUUCCAGUGAAGAUCACAAGGACUUCAGACGGACGAAUAAUCGCGCUUAUUUCGCGAAUAUUUUAACUAUUUGUAUUUUUGCAAAAACUCUACUUUUGAACACACUGUUUUGAUUUAAUUUUUGUUCACCUGAAAGUGUUUUAUGCUCUCACAAAGUAAAAAUUAAAUCAGAUUUCACCUGGGGGAAUCUACAUCUCUAUUACAGAUCAGGUACAAAUAUCUCUGUGGAGUAACAACAGAACUUUGUUUUACUUUAUUCCACAGUGGUUGGAACUUACUAGAAAGCUGUGUUGACAGUCCUGCACAAGACUUGGUGGGAUUUUUGAACACUCUACAUCUGCCAUUAGGUUCAUCUAUAAAGAUCAACUGGCCAUCUAAGCGUUUAAUUCAUAAAAACAUCUUUAAACCUCCCAAACCAUGGAUCUCAAAACCGAAUCAGAUGAUAACCUGGACUGUGAGCGUCCAGCAUCCGUCGAGGCUUUUGCGAGCCGCUCCACGCUUCAUGGCAUCUCACACAUGUUCAGUUAUGAACGGCAAUGUAUUAAACGAUGCCUCUGGAUCAUGUUUUUCAUGGGCUCGCUGUCGUUCCUGCUGAUCGUGUGCGUGGACCGCAUCAAAUUUUACUUCCAGUAUCCCCACGUCACAAAGCUGGACGAAGUCACAGCACAUAAGAUGACGUUUCCCGCCGUGACCUUCUGCAACCUGAACUCUUUUCGCUUCAGCCGCGUCAUGCGCAACGACCUGUAUCACGCGGGCGAACUGCUCGCGCUGCUGAACGGCAGGUAUGAGAUCCGGGACACACACCUGGUGGAGGAGAGCGUUCUCAUGGCCCUAAAGGAUAAAGCGGACUUCUCCAGCUUCAAGCCCCGCCCAUUUAACAUGCGCGAGUUCUACGACCGGACAGGUCACGACAUUAAAGACAUGCUCCUGUCCUGUUACUACAGAGGACUCGAAUGCAGCGCUGAGGACUUCAGUGUGGUCGUGGACCGAGUCGUCUACUACUUCCAGUACGACCACGUCACCAUUCUGGACGAGCGCAAUGCUAAAAACAUGACUUUCCCCGCCAUCACCCUCUGCAAUUACAACAUGUUCCGCCGCUCGCAGCUUAGCUACAGCGACCUGCUUUUCAUGGGUCCGCUGCUGGGCUAUGAGGACAACAUGGCCCCUGGGAUCCCCUUGGCCCCGGAGCCCGACAGACAGGGCUCUCGGUUCAGCCUGGCAGAGUUCUUCAAUCGGACACGUCACCGCAUGGACGACAUGCUGCUGGAGUGCAAUUUUGCAGGGAUGGAGUGCGGGCCAGAACAUUGGAGAGAGAUCUUCACCAGAUAUGGAAAGUGUUACACCUUUAACUCUGGGCAGGACGGCCGUCCGCUGAUGGUGACUAUGAAGGGUGGGAUGGGAAAUGGCCUGGAACUGAUGCUGGACAUCCAACAGGACGAGUAUCUGCCCGUGUGGGGUGAAACCGAUGAGACAUCGUUCGAGGCCGGGAUUAAAGUCCAGAUUCACACGCAGGACGAGCCGCCCUUCAUCGAUCAGCUGGGAUUCGGAGUGGCUCCAGGUUUCCAGACGUUUGUCUCCUGUCAGGAACAGAGGUUGACAUUCCUUCCUCCGCCGUGGGGCGACUGUAAAUCAUCAGCCAUGGACUCAGAUUUCUUCAGUUCAUACAGCAUCACUGCCUGCCGCAUUGACUGUGAGACUCGCUAUCUGGUGGAGAACUGCAACUGUCGCAUGGUGCACAUGCCCGGAGACGCUCCAUACUGCACACCAGAACAGUAUAAAGAGUGUGCAGAUCCAGCUUUAGAUUUUCUGGUGGAGAAAGACAACAAUUAUUGCGUGUGCGAGACGCCCUGUAACACGACGCGUUACGGUAAAGAGCUGUCAUUCGUCAAGAUCCCCAGCAAAGCCUCUGCCAAAUAUCUGGCCAAGAAGUUCAACAAAACCGAGCAGUACAUUGCAGACAACAUCCUGGUCCUGGACAUCUUCUUUGAGGCCCUGAACUACGAGACGAUCGAACAGAAGAAGGCCUACGAGUUAGCGGGACUUCUCGGUGACAUCGGUGGACAGAUGGGUUUGUUUAUUGGUGCCAGUAUCUUGACCAUACUGGAGCUCUUUGACUAUCUGUAUGAGGUGAUCAAGUAUAAAGUGUGUCGCUGUGCCAAGAAGAAAAAUCAGAGGAGCAACAACAACGAGAGAGGAGCCGUACUCAGCCUGGAUGAUGUAAAGCGUCACACUCCGUGCGACAACCUUCAUACCCCAUCGACCUACCCGGCCAACAUGCUACCUCACCAUCCUGGUCAGGGCAACUUUGAAGACUUCACCUGUUGAGAACCGCAAGAGCAGCUGUCUGAUGGAGAACAACCAAAGCUGACCACACGAGAGGAUCAUAGACCACGUCACAGACAUAACAAAACAUCUUCUACACCAGACGCUAGAAGAAAAACGAAACUAUAUUUUCACAAGUACAUUUCAUGCAAAUGUGCAAAACUUGUUUUGAUGAAAAUACUGCCUCAAAAACGAAACUCCUGGAAGCCUCGUGACCUUCGGACGUUUUCGCGAAGGCUCCGUGGUGAUUUACUCGGACAUCGAAACUGGACCCUGAUGCCUUUGUGUACAUAGUGACUGUUUAAACUGUCUUCAGAUCAGUGGCUUAUGUAGAUGAGUAGAUGAAUAUAGCGCUUAUUCACUGUAUGUAGCUUCAUUAUAGUCUCAUCUCUGGCUCCUGAUGGACUCAGACUCAUUGUAUCUCAUAUGAAUGUAACUUCCAGAACAAGAUGAUCAUUACAUGCGUUUGGGGGGGGGGGGUUUGGAAAGUUUAGGUGCUGUAUGACAUUGACGUGAGCUUGAGCCAUGUUGGAUUAAUCUUUUUUAUGCAUGCUGGUCAUCACUUUAUUAUUAUUAUUACUAUUAUUAUUGCUGGUUUGCCUUAAUUAUAUACAGGUGUUGGAUGACGGUAUAAUCCAUGUCUGUGUUAGUUUGUGUGAAGAUUCAUUAUGGUGUGUGUUCUGGAAAAGUCUUUCUAGCAAAUCCUUGUUUGGAUGUAAAUGCAUCAGUCGCUCAUAUAAAGGCAGAAGUAUAGUCAAUUUUUACGUGUACGCGAGGGUAUUUUCGUCACCAGAAUGCGCAAAUAAACUCUUUUGCAAGGCUAUGCAUUCAACAUGUUCGCGUACACGUAUAAAAACAAACUAUACUCGGGGCUUAAGCGUUUACUAACACUACAGUUGUGUGUUUGUGUGUGUGUGCUUGAGUGUAUCUGUAUCUCUUCAUGAAUGACUGUUUCGUCUUAUUUUGAAAUACGUUAGUGGAAAGUUAACCGUUUCUUGUUUCUUUGAAUUUUGUUACUGCUGAGACGUAUUUGUUGGAUGUCUCAUCAAAGCACAAAGACCUGAUAUGUAAAGUUGUUAAAGAAUGAUAAAACAAUAUGAUCAGUGUUACUAUCAGACUCAUAAUAUUGUUUUUUGUUGUUUUUACUACAAACAUACAUAUUGCCUGAUCGUUCGUCAGCAUCUCUGCAGAUAAUAGGCUGUUCUAUUUAUCUAUGAAGGUAUAAUAAAUAUCAUUCAUAAUUUUACAAA
Misgurnus anguillicaudatus (oriental weatherfish) is the source of this 3974-nucleotide messenger RNA. The record is from RefSeq and is a predicted model, not a curated record. Lineage: Eukaryota; Metazoa; Chordata; Actinopteri; Cypriniformes; Cobitidae.